AUGAAUUUCAUCCAACAAAAACCACCUCACAACGCCAAAAAUCCCGUGAAGAGAAACACGAGAAAUGUCCCUGAAAUCAGUGAACAGCCGAAAGCCGGCACGAGUCGAGGAAUGCUGGAAAACUUCUUCUCCGAGACAGGAUCAGGAUUCCUCAGACCACCGCCGGCAGCAGAGGCCAAGAAGCCACAUGGCAAGACAUCAAGAAAUCCCGGAAGUGGUCAAACAGCAGGAAAUAGCAGUGCUUCUGUCGAACCUCACGUAAUUCUGGUCAUCACGGAGGGCAGAAACAACGCCCGGGGAGAAGUGGGAAUCGCUGCCAUUGACAUCAACUCCCCAACGCUGAUUCUAUCGCAGCUGAGCGAUGAUAUGUGGUACACAGGAACAGUUAUCAAGAUCCAAAUGCUGGAUCCCGUUGAGAUAAUCGUGCCGAACACAGUUCUAACCGAGGAUCGCCUCGUGAAGGACUCCAAGCUCCUGAAGAUCAUCUUCAAGGCCUUCCCCAGCGUGAAGAUAAAGCCAGCAAUGAGGAAGUUCUUCAACGACGUCGAGGCUCUGGAGAGCAUCAAUGAGCUCUGCUCCUCGCACUGUCAGAGCGUCAAAUUGGCCCUGGAAGGGAAGUAUUACGCUCUGGCGGCGGCCGGAGGACUUUUCCGCUAUCUCAGGACAGUGCUGUGUGUCGUCUUUGCGCCGAAGAGCCUCCAGAUUAUCUACGAGGCCAAAUACGGCUCAAUGAUGAUCGACGUCGAGACGUCGAAGAGACUGGAAUUGGUGGCUUCGUUGAUGCCGAGAAAGAGCAAAAACAGUUGUCUCUAUCAACUCCUGGACAAAUGUGUCACAAACAUCGGCAAGAGAUCACUCAGAGCGCGCAUCUUGGCGCCCUUCUGUGACGUCAAGCACAUCCAGGAGUAUCAGGAGACCGUGCAGGAGCUCAUUGAGAAUCAACCACUGCUCGAGACACUGCGACAAGUGCUGAAGAAGUUCAAGAGUGUGGACAAAAUGCAGAAACUCUGCGUUGUUGUCUCCCAAACGGACGCCAUUCGAGCGGCUGAGUUGAUGAUAAGUCACAUAAUCACAUUCAAAUCCUGCCUCGAAGCCAUUCCUCAGCUCAAUGACAUCCUGUCGUCGCUGGUGCACAAGAAUUUCGACGUGAUGCGUCAGGGUUUGGAGGACACGCGCUACAGCAGCAUCUUGGCGGAGAUCAACAAGCACAUUGUCAGUGAUAUUCAGCACGAACGUGGCCAGAAGCAGUUCUUCCAGCGCAUUCACGCCGUCAAGGAGGGCAGCAAUGUCUUCCUGGACAUCUCCCGGCGUCUCUACUAUUGUCUGCUGGAGAAGCUGAAGACGUACGUGAAAUCUCUGAGUCAAACACACGAAAUGUCCCUCGAAUUGACUCACAACACCAUCAGAGGCUAUCAUGUGAUCCUGACUUUCGACACCAAGAAACCUCCGCCCAACAUUCCGACGGACUUUGACAUCAUUUCUCGACGUGGUGGGAAAAUUCUGCUACGAAAUGACGAAAUUGCGAGUUUGGACAGAAGAAUUCGCGAUGUUAUCAAUGAAAUUCUCAUCAUCAGCAAUCAAGUGAUUGAUAAUAUGCUCGUGGAGAUUCGCAAGGACAUCGAGUGCUUCUAUAUGCUGACAGCGGUGAUUCUGGAGAUUGAUCUCAUUCAGAAUUUCGCCACUUUGGCCACCCUCGAUGGCUACACAUGUCCAUCAUUUGGCCCUGAACUCAAGAUCACGGACGGCAUUCAUCCAUUCCUCGAGUUUGGCUACAAUCACGUCUCACCCGUGCCCAAUAACGUGUGCGCCACGUCGGAUUACAACUUCUUCAUGAUCACCGGACCGAAUAUGGGCGGCAAGACGGUGUACAUUAAGACAGUGGCAAUGCUGCAAAUUAUGGCACAGAUUGGGGCCUUUGUUCCCGCCACACAAGCCACUUUUCGCAUCUGCGACAAACUCUUCUCCCGCAUGGGCUUCGAAGACACCGUUCAGCGCGGCGUGUCGAAUUUCGAUCACGAAGUGCGCCAGACAAACUACAUCUUGAGGAACAUCACGCCGAACAGCGUCGUGAUUGUGGACGAAUUGGGACGCAGCACGAAUCCACGUGAGGGCAAAAUCUGGGCGUGGGGAAUGUGCGAAGAACUGGCGGGCUUGAAGGGAUUCAGCAACGAUGGGAGAUACUUUGAGCGUGACACAGAAAGUGUCAUAAAUCCCGAUCAGGCGGCGAAGGAUGUGAAGAAGCUGCAGAAUAUCACAUCUCCCUUCAUCUUUCUCACCACACACUUCAAGGAGCUGACAAAACUGCCCGAUUAUCACUUCAACAUGGUCAAUCUCUAUCUCGAGGCCACGGAGAAUGUCCAGGAGAAUGGUCAAGUUGUCCUGGAUUACACGCACAAAGUGAAACUCGGUGUGACGCCGCUGAAAGCCUACGGAUUGUCCUUGGCCAGACAGAUUUCAUUCCCCAAACACGUCAUUCCGCGGGCAGAGGAAUUGUACAAGAAGCUGGAAAGUGUCAGCGAGAGAGCAGAAUUUGAAGACAAUCCUGAGAAGCCUGGUUGUAAAGACACUCUGGAGAAUGAGAGGAAACUUUAUGAUCUCUAUGCUAAUCUUGCAAGUAUUCUCCGAUCAACUUCAGAGUCAUCAGAGGAUUUUGUGCGACAAGAAGUGGAUAAGAUUCUGAAGAAGUUCAUCGAAACGGCAGAUCCUCAAUUUCUCAUGAAUGUGAGGACAAAAUCUGCUCCUGACGUUCUCAAUACAUCCUUCUCCACCGUCAGUGAUGAGAAUCUUCCACGUAAAUCCAAAGUUGCCCUCAAUCUUGAGUCAAUUCGUGAGGAUUUAACGAAUGACAGAAAUCUUAACAACAUCACAAGUGUCUUUAGAUCGAUAAUAAACACUCCAGUGGAGCAAAUCCGGGAGAUUUCCAACGUCAGCAGUUCAUCAGUCACUUCAUCACCGCCCAAGAUAUUGCCGGAAGAGAGAGAAAUUGUCCCGCCUAAAGUGCAGAAGAAAUCUCCGUCGAUUAACUUCAAUCUAAGAACACCUUUCAAGCCAAAAUCCAUGGAAAAUUCAUCAAAUCAAGCAGCCAAGGAGGUUGAUUUCUUCAACACGACCAAGAAGACAUCCUCAGAUGACUUCUUCUGCACACCAGGUCCAUCUCGCGAUGGAAGAACUACUAAAGACAGCAGUGAAAUUGUGAAUAUCCUGACUGAAGAUGAUGAUGAAGAGAUCCAGAGUGAAUAUGAGAUGGUUUUGUCAUCGCAAAUCGUCCUGACGCAGGACAAUAGUGAGGAAUUCUUCAACUCAAGCACUUCCAGAUUCAAAUUGGAUGAAUCUCCAGAUCAUGACAGUGAAGAUUUCUUCAAGAAACCGCCAAGUAAGACUUCAAGUGAUCCGUGGAAGAGGAAUUUCAGUGAUAACAAGGCAAGUGAUAAGGAAGAUUCAAUGAGUUCAAUCAGCAAAAUAACUCCCGUGAGCUUCAUGGAACGCUAUCGCGAGAGUGUGAUCAGAAGAAUGAGUGAAUCGUCGUCCAUUCAGCCCAUUAAACCGGACAAAUCCAAGUGUCACAUGAAGCCCAGCAUCACACACAUUCCCGAGGUGAAGCAGCUAAUGAUUCGACAGCAAAUGCAGGACGCCAUGUCCAGGAGCAGUGGCGGAAGUGAUGAGAAAUCAGGUCAGGAUGUGAGUGCGGAAAGCACAGCGACCCAAAUGAGUGUCUUAAGCGGGAGGAACAAUUGGUUUCCGGACGUUGGAACUCUCCAGGAGACGCAAUCUUCAGGAUCAGUGUCAGCAGAAGCAGAGGAAAGGCCCAGGAAGAGGGAACGCCUCGUGUUGGAUUUGGCUAAACUCUAUGAACUAGAAGACAGUGUCAAGAAGUAA
Phlebotomus argentipes is the source of this 3876-nucleotide messenger RNA. Its product is annotated as mutS protein homolog 4-like. Gene Ontology annotation, molecular function: ATP-dependent DNA damage sensor activity; ATP binding; mismatched DNA binding. NCBI's taxonomy places the organism in Eukaryota, Metazoa, Arthropoda, Insecta, Diptera, Psychodidae. The coding region runs from base 1 to 3876 and encodes 1291 amino acids. Gene Ontology annotation, biological process: reciprocal meiotic recombination; mismatch repair. The record is from RefSeq and is a predicted model, not a curated record. The transcript is spliced from 4 exons. Gene Ontology annotation, cellular component: nucleus.